Molecule: messenger RNA, 582 nt
Organism: Salvelinus fontinalis (brook trout)
Lineage: Eukaryota; Metazoa; Chordata; Actinopteri; Salmoniformes; Salmonidae
Product: 3-keto-steroid reductase/17-beta-hydroxysteroid dehydrogenase 7-like
Exons: 6
Coding region: 1-582 (193 amino acids)
Biological process (GO): cholesterol biosynthetic process
Cellular component (GO): endoplasmic reticulum membrane
Molecular function (GO): 5-alpha-androstane-3-beta,17-beta-diol dehydrogenase (NADP+) activity; 3-beta-hydroxysteroid 3-dehydrogenase (NADP+) activity; estradiol 17-beta-dehydrogenase [NAD(P)+] activity
Source: RefSeq, a predicted model, not a curated record
AUGGCACAGUUGACAUUGAAGGAGCUUCUACCGGUGCUGUGCCAGCUCAACCACACCUCCCAGGGGAUCUGGACUAGCUCUAGUAACGCCCGGUGCUCAGCCUUCAGCCUGAAGGACCUUCAGCACUGGACAGGCACUGAGCCCUACAGCUCCUCCAAAUACGCAUCAGACCUCCUCAGUCUGGCUCUCAACACACACCUCAACAUGAAGGGCCUGUACUCAUCCGUGAUCUGUCCAGGCUUUGCGAUGACCAACCUGACCUAUGGUAUCCUGCCUUCCUUCCCCACACUCCUCUGGAACCUGCUCAUGCCCAUCCUCUGGCUGAUCAGAAUCUGUACAAACACAUUCACCCUGACCCCCUGCAAUGGAGCAGAGGCUCUGUUCUGGCUGUUUAUGCAAAAACCUAAAUCGCUGGAUCCUUGGACUAAAUACCACAGUCUAACCUCAGGUCUGGGAAACAACUACACACAACCUCGCAAGAUGGAUAUUGAUGGGGACAUGUCCGAGGCCCUGUAUGAUAAACUACUGGAACUGGAAGACAAAGUACGCAGGAAACUGAAGGAGGAAAAGAAGGGUAUUUGA